Thermothelomyces thermophilus ATCC 42464 is the source of this 834-nucleotide messenger RNA. RefSeq lists its product as uncharacterized. Bases 118 to 726 code for a protein of 202 amino acids. NCBI's taxonomy places the organism in Eukaryota, Fungi, Ascomycota, Sordariomycetes, Sordariales, Chaetomiaceae. Gene Ontology annotation, biological process: tRNA threonylcarbamoyladenosine modification; telomere maintenance via recombination. The record is from RefSeq and is a predicted model, not a curated record. The transcript has 2 exons. Gene Ontology annotation, cellular component: nucleus; EKC/KEOPS complex; cytosol.
UUCCGCGGCUGCUAGGCUUGACGCCGCGAUCUAUUUACUGUAGAUCCUUCUUUACGGCCGCAUACGACGAGCAUAACGCCCAGGCCACGACUCUUUGGAAACAGGACAACUGCAGAUAUGGCUCUCGAAAAGCUCGAGCUGGAACACGUUCCCUCGAGCUGCCAGAUCUAUGCCGCCUUCUUUCGUGACGUGUCAAAUGCCGACUUCCUUCACGCGCAACUCCUCUCUCGGAACAGCGAAUUCAAGUACGCCUUUAUUGAUGCCUCGUCGGUCAUUUCCCGGCUACACCUCCUCUCGGCCAUCUACAGCGCCGUCAACGUCUUGCUGGACGGGUCACUACGAACACCCAAUGUUCACUCGGAGAUUGUGGUAUCGUUCAAUGCCAACAAUAACAUCGCAGACGCUUAUCGGAGAUGGGGUAUCACUCCUGGCAAGACAAAAGACCUGAUUGUGGUCAAGGUCGUGCCACCGUCGAAUGCACAAGAUGGAGACUCGGCACCAAUACAAACGCAACAGGCCAUCUGGGAUCACUUGAGUCAGCAUGUCCACGGAAAGCCGACACCUUUAACAGAUGCCGAGCUUGCUCAAACUACCGAUUGGCCCAAGGUGCGCAAGUAUUACCGUCUCAACGGCGUCCCGGCGCUGGACCGAAUUUCCGACGAGCAGGAGAAGCGGAAGCAGAGUGAGAGGUUGGCACUCAUGGGGAUGGCGUUGCGGGGGUUAUGAGAAUCGGGCUACUGGCUGCGAUGUUGGAACUGGCUUCAUAUGAGGGGGACAGAAAGUCUCACCAACAAGGCAGCCUGAGGCUAGUGGCCUGCCUUCCAACCCGCGCUC